GGUUUUUCUACUGACGUUUUUUUGUUCCGGCGGUUCUCCAGCAGACAGCUGAACAUUCACGAUGAGCGCUCGAGUUCUGGUCGGAGUUAAACGGGUCAUUGACUAUGCUGUCAAGAUCCGAGUCAAACCGGAUCACACAGGAGUGGUCACAGAUGGCGUCAAGCAUUCGAUGAACCCCUUCUGUGAGAUCGCAGUGGAGGAGGCCGUCAAACUCAAGGAGAAGAAGCUUGUGAAGGAGGUUGUGGCAGUCAGCUGUGGUCCUCAACAAGUAAUGGAGACGAUCCGGACGGCUCUGGCCAUGGGAGCAGACCGCGGCAUUCAUGUGGAAGUUUCUGGAAAAGACUACGAGACGCUUGGUCCCCUGCAGGUCUCCAAGAUUCUGGCUGCCCUGGCCAAGAAAGAAGAAGCAGGUUUGAUCAUACUGGGUAAACAGGCUAUAGAUGAUGACUGCAAUCAAACUGGGCAGAUGACAGCAGCACUGUUGGACUGGCCACAGGGAACAUUUGCAUCAGAGGUGACCAUAGAGGGAGACCAGCUUAAAGUGGUGAGAGAAGUUGAUGGUGGACUGGAGACCAUUAUGAUCAAAAUGCCAGCUGUAGUGACCGCUGACCUCCGUCUCAACACGCCCAGAUAUGCCACGCUGCCUAAUAUUAUGAAAGCUAAGAAGAAGAAGAUUGCAAACGUGAAGCCUGGAGACCUGGGGGUGGAUGUGACGUCAAGGUUGGAGGUGCUUCGGGUAGAUGAACCUCCUCAGAGACUAGCUGGAGUCAAGGUGGAGACGGUGGAUGAUCUGGUGGGCAAGCUGAAAGAGGCAGGAAGGAUAUAGAGGAAGAAGAUGCUGGAGGGGCGCUACAGACUAACAGUGAAGAUCUUCAGUCCUGAACAUCUUCAGGUUCUCAAUCACUGGUGAUGGAACAAACAGUCGGCCCCAUCACAAAUUUAGACCAGACACUUGUAGUUCUUGUAGUUCCUGUUCCUCUGUGUUUUUGACUCCAUAAUGUUUGCGUCGAUGCUGAGAGACACUUAAAACCUCAUCCGUCCUAACAUAGGUUCACCUGUUUUUUUGAGUCUUUAAUAUUGUAUGGGACAUUUAUAGACAACGUCUAUUCAAUGCACUGCUAAAAUAAGCCAUUCUAUUCAUGAUACGUUCACUCAAAACACCUGUAACCUCACUUGACCUGGCGGGACCUUAUCUGUGUUUGCUGUCAUUGGUUGUGUAAUGAAAAGCUGUCAUCAGAGUUGUAUGAGUGAGCUCAGGUUUUGGUGGCUCUUUUUCAGGUUACGUUGUUUAAAGUUAACCAUCAUGUUUGGCCGGACCGUGUCUCUUUGCAUGAUCAAAAACACUUUGUGCCUCUGAAAUAGUUGUGAUUGUACAUUAUCAUUCGAUGACAAUAAAAAAAUGCCUUUAUU
Xyrauchen texanus (razorback sucker) is the source of this 1410-nucleotide messenger RNA. Its product is annotated as electron transfer flavoprotein subunit beta-like. The record is from RefSeq and is a predicted model, not a curated record. Gene Ontology annotation, molecular function: electron transfer activity. Gene Ontology annotation, cellular component: cytosol. NCBI's taxonomy places the organism in Eukaryota, Metazoa, Chordata, Actinopteri, Cypriniformes, Catostomidae. The coding region runs from base 62 to 826 and encodes 254 amino acids. The transcript is spliced from 7 exons.